GUUUUGCAACCUGUUACAGGUGGACUGAAUCAUGCCAUGUUGUUACAGAUAACAAUUUUGCUCUAGCACAGAACCAAAGUAUGGCAACGGCUCAGCAGUGUAGAAGGCUGUGAUAUACAGAAGUGCCUUGCAUGAGCCCAGGCUGUCACCUUGGAACGUUCUGAAUCAAGCAGAGAAAAACUGGGACGCAAUGUCUGUAAAGUCACUGCUGGUACUUUCCGUGGUUUGGGUGUUCUUCUUGGGCUCAGCUUCCAGUGGGAAAGUCCUCGUCUGGCCAGCAGACCACAGCCACUGGAUCAAUUUGAAAUUCAUCAUGCUCGAGCUCAUAGCCAGAGGCCACCAAGUGACUGUCCUACUGCCUUCAUUCUUCCAGAUAACCAACUCCAGUGAAGCUUUCCCUUUUCAAAUUGAAGUGAUACCUGUUCCAUUCUCAAAGGCAGAGAUGGAAGAUAUGUGGCAGGACAUCCUAUAUUUGUGGGUUUAUGGGAGACAUGAACUUUCUUCCUGGGAACUUUUCAGCAGGUUGUCUAACUCAGCAACGGAAAUAAUUCACAGGUACAAAAUUCUCUGUCACUUGGCUGUGACCAACAAGAAACUGCUCGAGAAGAUGGAAUCGGCUGGUUUUGAUGUUCUGAUUUCAGACCCACUCAUCCCUUGUGCAGAACUACUGGCUCAGAAGCUUGGUGUCCCAUUUAUAUACACCUACCGAUUCUCUAUGGGAAACACAGUGGAGCGUCUCUGUGGGACUAUCCCAGCUCCUCCAUCGUAUGUGCCUGCCAGCAUGGGGGAGCUGACAGACAGGAUGUUCUUCAUGGAGCGGGUCCAAAAUGUGUUAUUUUACCUCUUCAAUGAUUUCUUUUUCCAUCAUGUUAUCUAUAAAGACUGGAAUGAGUUCUAUAGUGAUGUUCUAGGGAGACCCACAACAUUAUGUGAAGUAAUGGGGAAAGCGGAGAUCUGGCUGAUCCGAACCUACUGGGACUUUGAAUUUCCUCGGCCUUUCCUGCCAAAUUUUGAGUUUGUGGGGGGUCUGCACUGUCAGCCAGCCAAGCCUUUGCCUGAGGAAAUGGAAGAAUUUGUCCAAAGUUCAGAAGAGCAUGGCAUUGUGGUAUUCUCUCUGGGCUCAUUGAUUCAAAACUUAACAGAGGAAAAGGGUAACAUGGUUGCUUUGGCACUCAGCCAACUUCCACAGAAGGUUCUUUGGCGCUACAAAGGGAAAAAGCCAGAAACAUUAGGAGCCAAUACCAGGCUUUAUGACUGGAUACCACAAAACGACCUUCUGGGACACCCAAAGACCAAAGCCUUUAUAACACAUGGUGGAACCAAUGGGAUUUAUGAAGCCAUUUAUCACGGUAUUCCCAUGGUUGGGAUCCCCAUGUUUGCUGAGCAGCCUGAUAAUGUUGCACACAUGAAGGCAAAAGGAGUGGCGGUACAGCUGGACAUUCAUAGGAUGAAAACUGAAGAUUUAGUGGAUGCCGUGAAUACUGUCAUUCACAAUGUCACAUAUAAGGAAAAUGCAGUAAGGCUAUCGCAGAUCCACCAUGACCAACCGAUGAAGCCGCUGGACCGGGCUGUCUUUUGGAUUGAGUUUGUCAUGCGCCACAAAGGUGCCAAGCACUUGAGAGCAGCUGCCCAUGACUUGACCUGGUACCAGUAUCAUUGCCUGGACGUCAUCGCCUUCUUGAUUGGUUGCACAGCAGUUUUCGUAUUCAUUGCUUUUAAAUGCUGCUCCUUUUGCUGUCGGAAAUGUGGUAGAAUCAUGAAAACAAAAACAGAGUAACUUCUCCUGGGACUCAACCAUCAUUGUAUGACUUGCUCAGGGUUGGGCGUGCUAGAGCAGGUUUAUGAAAGUUGCUUCAAAAGCCUGUUAGCAUUGGGAACUUUCAACUUGAUUGAGUGUUCAACCAAGCCAAUCUUGUUUCUGUCAGUGAUGAUUAGGUUUGGAUUGCUUUUUGUUUUGUUGAGAUGGUUCUGUGAUCUCCAAGGUUGAUCUCCUUAUUUGGAGGCAAGCAGUACCCUAUACAUUUCUCAAAAUGUGUAACUGUUGCUAUAGUUGGAAAUUCCGUAUAUCACACGGUCCUUUUCAAGAGGAUAAACAAUGUUUCUUUCUGAAACACAGCCAUGAAGGCUUCCUGCAGACAUAUGUUACUUAGUGCUUUGGAGUAUGAUCCAGCAGACAUUAGUUCAGGUCUGAGUCUGUUCGGAAUCAACAGAAUAGAAGUGCAAACUUAAAUGCUUAAAUCCCACGUACUGAAUAGUCCACACUGAAGCCGUCUCCCUUUCAGUAGUGACACAGUGAUCUAUAAAAGGGGAGUCAAGAGCUGCCUCACAGAAUGCAUAUAAAUGUUGUAAUUCCCAA
Messenger RNA from Rhineura floridana, 2356 nucleotides. RefSeq names its product UDP-glucuronosyltransferase 2A2-like. The transcript is spliced from 6 exons. The coding region runs from base 191 to 1777 and encodes 528 amino acids. The record is from RefSeq and is a predicted model, not a curated record. Lineage: Eukaryota; Metazoa; Chordata; Lepidosauria; Squamata; Rhineuridae. Gene Ontology annotation, molecular function: UDP-glycosyltransferase activity.